GACAUCCAUUUUUCAUCGAUCAAUGUACUACAUAGUAUAUAAAAAUAGCACCAAACUCCCACUUGUAGUCUCCAGCCCACACAAAGCAGCAUUUUUCAAGUCCCAGGUGACUUAUAUGCAGUAACAAUGACUCUGUCGCUACCGCCAGAAGUCUUACUCAUCAUAUUCACCAAUUGCGCCAUAUCUAGCCAAGAUCUAAAGUCGCUGAGGCUCGUCCAGAAGUCAUGGGAAGGCAUAGCUACAAGGGAGCUAUUUCGUCAAGUGUACCUCUCUGCGCUUAUCAGAGACCGCGAUACAUUUUUCAAUAUUGCAAGACACCCACGUCUAUCCACCAUUCCUCGCAUGCUCGUGUGGUACGAACUAGAGAGAGGCACAUCAUAGCAUGAUAUGGACGAUCUUCUGUAUGAUAUGGACCAAGAUUAUCCACCAGAGUUCUUCAUGGAUAUCGCCCGACAGAUACUCUUCGAUACCUUCUGGUUCUCUCCAAAGUCGACGCGAGACCCAGACGGGGACCUAGACGAGGAAAUCUUCCGACAAAAAGCAUCAACCCUUGACGAUUUCUUCCCUCAGUUUUGGACUGCCCUGGACGCCAUGCCCCAGUUACGUACCUUUAUCAGUCAAGCAAUGCCUCCAUGCCGCCUACUCACCACUUCUUCCACAGCCUACCCAGCAACAGCACAACUUUUGCAUGGCAUGCCUCAUGCCAUCGAUUCCGAUAUACCUAUACCCAUGCUCGAACAUACGCUCUUGGGCACUGCUGUGAGCACUGCUGUAAGAACUGCUAUAACGAAGAGUCGCCAUACUUAUCCCUUGAAGCGUGGUCCAUUCAGUCGCUUUUACUUUUCCGACUCGGGCAGUAGAUAUGGUACCCUACCUAGUAUUCAAUUUAAACAUAUUCACUCCCUUUUCACUACCUUGACACAUCUAGAUAUGUACAUCAGUCGUCCAGUAGAAUAUAAAUAUGUGGAGGCCCUGCGGGACUACAUUAUGACGGAGAAAGGGCUCACUCACCUCC
Messenger RNA from Hypoxylon fragiforme, 1015 nucleotides. RefSeq lists its product as uncharacterized. NCBI's taxonomy places the organism in Eukaryota, Fungi, Ascomycota, Sordariomycetes, Xylariales, Hypoxylaceae. The transcript has a single exon. Gene Ontology annotation, molecular function: protein binding. The record is from RefSeq and is a predicted model, not a curated record. Bases 127 to 381 code for a protein of 84 amino acids.